Molecule: messenger RNA, 1053 nt
Organism: Danio aesculapii
Lineage: Eukaryota; Metazoa; Chordata; Actinopteri; Cypriniformes; Danionidae
Gene: crhb
Product: corticotropin releasing hormone b
Exons: 2
Coding region: 177-665 (162 amino acids)
Cellular component (GO): extracellular region
Molecular function (GO): hormone activity
Source: RefSeq, a predicted model, not a curated record
CGUGACACUUGUCGCUGACCGUGCCUAUAUAAAUGCAAACUCCAGCCUUGCUUUGAAGAAGUCCUAAAAGUAAUAACUUGAUAGGCAGCAACUGGAAGACAGACGCGCCUCGCAAAGUUCAAAAACCAUCCAAGGAUUUACCAAUUACGCACAGAUUCUCCUCGCCACUUUUUGACAUGAAGCUCAAUUUUCUCGUCACCACGGUGGCUCUGCUCGUUGCCUUUCCACCGCCGUAUGAAUGUAGAGCCAUCGAGAGCAGCUCCAAUCAGCCAGCCACGGACCCCGAUGGAGAGCGGCAGUCUCCGCCGGUUUUGGCACGCUUGGGGGAGGAGUACUUCAUCCGGCUCGGCAACAGAAACCCGACUUCUCCCCGAUCUUCAGCCGACAGCUUCCCCGAGACAUCCCAAUAUCCCAAAAGAGCGCUGCAGCUCCAGUUAACGCAGCGUCUGUUGGAGGGGAAAGUUGGAAACAUCGGCCGCUUGGAUGGCAAUUACGCGCUCCGGGCGCUCGACUCAAUGGAGAGAGAGCGCAGGUCGGAGGAGCCGCCGAUUUCCCUGGAUCUGACCUUUCAUCUGCUACGAGAAGUACUGGAGAUGGCCAGAGCCGAGCAAAUGGCCCAGCAAGCUCACAGCAACCGCAAAAUGAUGGAAAUAUUCGGGAAGUAACCACGAGCGAACCCAUCAGCCAAAGAUAUUUUUACAUUUAGCACAAACAUGAAUACUCUGUACCAUAGUGCUGCUUUUCCAUCAUGAUCUAUUUAUACCGGUGACUUACUUUAUUUGUAGAUAUCUCAACGAAGGCGAAUAGAGUGCAGUAGGUGUAUAUGAAUCAAAGUGUUCAGAAGCGCAACACUGUCAUCACUUUCCAUCGAUGUUAUUGUAUAAGUGAUCAUUCAGAACUGUAGAUGAAAAACGUUUGGGUUUCCUUUAAAAAAUAAAAAGACAAUAUUUUCCAGUACUGUAUUAUUUUAUCUGACAGACUUGAGUCUCAUUGUAACAUACAGUACAUUGUUUAAGUUUGUUAAUAAACUAAUGAGCAACCAUUAAUUUUUGU